AUGACGAUUCGCGGAACUGUGCUCUCCACCGUGGAACAAGCUCAAAUCCGCGCCCUCAAGGAUGCUGGGUUGACAUACCGAGAAAUUGCUCGUCAGAUCGGUCGUUCGCAUGGAUGCGUCAACCGUUGCCUCCACAAUCCUCAUGGCUACCGAUCUGCACUUGUUUCUGACCGUCCUCAUGUGCUUUCAAUUAAGGAUCACCGAAUGAUUGCCCGCUUGGCAUCGAACUCGACGUGGACUGUCGACCAAAUUCGGUCUCAAGGCCAACAAUUUGGCGGCUCAUCCGGUCAAAUCAGAACAUAA
This is a messenger RNA of Necator americanus (New World hookworm), 303 nucleotides long. RefSeq lists its product as uncharacterized. Gene Ontology annotation, molecular function: DNA binding. The transcript has a single exon. Lineage: Eukaryota; Metazoa; Nematoda; Chromadorea; Rhabditida; Ancylostomatidae. The coding region runs from base 1 to 303 and encodes 100 amino acids. The record is from RefSeq and is a predicted model, not a curated record.